Molecule: messenger RNA, 753 nt
Organism: Cetraspora pellucida
Lineage: Eukaryota; Fungi; Glomeromycota; Glomeromycetes; Diversisporales; Gigasporaceae
Source: the annotation of a GenBank genome assembly
AUGAAAAUUUCACAAUUUAAAUUUCUUCCUGAUGGAGGAUUAGAUGAUAAUGGUAAUGCAACCAGUAUUCCAAUUCCACCAGAUCCUCUUGAAAAACCUGGACCUGUUCAUAAUAUUCAACUUUAUUUUUCUAAACGACCCAAUGAUUGUGUUAUGCCAAAUUUGCAUCUUCAAUUGGCAAAAAAUCCAAUUGAUAUCUGGUAUAAAGAUAAAAAACUUGGUAAUCAUUCAAUAAAUACUAUGUUAAGGAAGAUUUGCGAAUCCUGUGGAAUUAAAAUUGAAGGUCGAAAUAUAGUCAACCAUUCAGGCUGUACCACUUUAAUUAUACAUUUAUAUCAACUUGGAAUGCCUAAUUCAACUUUAAUGUCAAUCACUGGACAUAAAAGUAAAAGCUCUGUUGGAAUUUAUUCGCACCCUUCUGAACAACAAAAAAAAGAUUGUUUAUCUGCAAUAAUUAAUUCAAGCAUUAGUAAUAUUAAGAAUGAGCAAAACAUACAAAUUAUUGAACAAAGUGAUCAAGAUGCUACAAACUUGAUUAAUCAUGAUUUUCAAACCCACACACCAUUAUCAAAUAUUCAAAUUAACUCUAUUCCUCCAACUAAUCCUAGUAUAUAUGAUCCUGAAAACCCUCAUCCUAAUUCAUUCAAAAAAAAUACGACACUUGGAGGCCAUCAACUCUUGAAACAAAAAAAGAAAAAAUCACAAAUUAUUAAUAAUUAUUACAUUACGGCUAGUACUGUAAUUCUUAAAUAA